Messenger RNA from Gossypium raimondii (Peruvian cotton), 862 nucleotides. RefSeq names its product late embryogenesis abundant protein At1g64065. The coding region runs from base 93 to 734 and encodes 213 amino acids. The record is from RefSeq and is a predicted model, not a curated record. Lineage: Eukaryota; Viridiplantae; Streptophyta; Magnoliopsida; Malvales; Malvaceae. The transcript has a single exon.
UCCUCAACUCCCCUGCAUUUGCUUUCAUAUAUAUAUUUUAUCAAAAUCUCAUAGAGAAAACAAACCAAUAUAACUCCCCAAGAGACACAAAAAUGCAGGAAGAUCCUCAAGCCAAGUCACUGGCACCCAUUGAAGAUCAUCCAAGAAGCGACAUGGAGUUUGGGGGUAUUAAACCCAAAGCGUUCCAACGAGAUGAAAAGAGCAGCAAAUGUCUUGUUUACAUUCUGGUUAUCAUGGUCAUCCAGGGAUCGAUCCUUUUGGUAUUCGCAAGCUAUUUUUUACGUGCCCGAACGCCUGGUUUCGAGAUCGGAUCCGUCGCAGUUAGAAAUCUCAAGUAUGGUAAUUCAUCGGCUCCAUCAUUUAACUUCACGCUCGUGACCCAAGUCACCGUUGAGAACACCAAUUUCGGAGAUUUCAGGUUUGAUAACAGUACGGGGAGUAUUUGGUGUGGGUCUGAAGUUGUGGGGCUAAUGAAAAUACCUAAAGGGAGAGCUCAAGCUAGGGCAAGUGAGAGGAUGAAGGUUUCUAUACAAGUGAGCUCUGUCAGGUUAUCUGAUGCAAACAACUUAGCUAGUAACAUGAGCUAUGGAUUGUUAGAGCUUAAAAGCUAUGUUAAAUUGAGCGGAAAAGUGAAUAUAAUGAAUAUUAUGAAGAGAAGAAGGAACCCUGAGAUGAAUUGCUUUAUGAAACUUAAUUUAACAGGGAACACCAUACAGGGUUUAAAAUGCGACUGAUAUGAAUGAAGGGUCUUUAUUUUGGUUUUUGCAGACUUGUAACUGUUUCAUUAUUAUAAGAACACAAUUUUUGUUAAUGGUUGGAAAUAUAAAAUAAUUCUUUGAUUCAUGAAUGAUAUUACUACCAA